Dentiscutata erythropus is the source of this 376-nucleotide messenger RNA. The record is from the annotation of a GenBank genome assembly. NCBI's taxonomy places the organism in Eukaryota, Fungi, Glomeromycota, Glomeromycetes, Diversisporales, Gigasporaceae.
GUGAAACCAGUUAAUAUAAAGGAAGCAAUCGAAUAUUGUGUAUUAGCAUGGGAUGAAGUAUCAUAUAAGACAAUUAAAAACUAUUGGCAUAAAACAGAAAUCCUUCUAGUCGAAUUAGAUCAUAAUGAUCUAUCUCAAAAAGAUACUUUAUUAUAUGAUAAAUAUCUGGAUGAUGAAAACGAAGUUGAUUAUCUUAUUGAACAACUUCCAAUUAAUACUAAUAAUCUUUUAUCUGCCUCAGAAUAUAUAAAAAUUGACAAUAAUCUAUCUACAACUGAAAUACCUUCAAGCCAAGAAAUUUUAGCCACUUUUCAAGAAAAAGAUGAAGAUAUAAGUGAGUCCUCAAUUCAAAUUCCACUUAAAACAGCAUUGGAAA